Messenger RNA from Ostreococcus tauri, 2802 nucleotides. Its product is annotated as RmlC-like jelly roll fold. The record is from RefSeq and is a predicted model, not a curated record. Gene Ontology annotation, cellular component: cytoplasm; nucleus. Gene Ontology annotation, biological process: peptidyl-serine phosphorylation; intracellular signal transduction; protein autophosphorylation. Gene Ontology annotation, molecular function: calcium/calmodulin-dependent protein kinase activity; calmodulin binding; ATP binding. Lineage: Eukaryota; Viridiplantae; Chlorophyta; Mamiellophyceae; Mamiellales; Bathycoccaceae. The transcript has a single exon. Bases 1 to 2802 code for a protein of 933 amino acids.
AUGGACCGCAUGCGCGCCCUGGGGGCGAUCCCGACGGGCAUCGUCGACGUCGCCGCGGCCGAGCGCGAGCUCAAGCGCGCGGUGGAGGCGCGAACGCGAGAGUUCUUUUCGCACUGCAGCUUGGAUGAAAUCGUGCUCGGCGUGCGCGAGGCGCUCGGGACGUCGAUCGCGAGCGACGGCGACGGACGCGAGAGAUCUGGGUUGGAGGCGCACGCGGUGAAGCGCAUGAUCGCGUGCGCGCUCGAUCGAGGGGCGCGAGAGCGAGAGUUGACGGCGCGAGCGAUGGAGGCGCUGCGCGAGAGCGGGACGCUGGACGCGGAGGACUUCGAGCGCGGUUUCGAUCGAGUGUUGGCGGAGAUGGCGGACUUGAGAUUGGAUUUCCCGGACGCGAUGGAGGAGUGUGUGACGUUUUUGGCGCGCGCGGUGGUGGACGACGUGGUGUCGGUGACGUAUCUCGAGAGCGCGUGUUCGCGAGACGGCUACGGCGAAGGUCGGGACGUGGCGAGGCGAGCAAAGGCAAAGCUCGAAGAGGUUGGGGGGGAGGAUCGCGUUCGAAGGACGUGGGGUGGUCCGGAAGGAUACAACGCGUCCAACGCAAAGGUGGAGAUGCGAGACAUCAUCGAUGAGUACAUGGUUUCCAAGGAUGGAGCCGAGGCGGAGCGACGCGUGCGCAGACUGAACAUGCCGUUUUAUCAUCAUCAGCUGGUGAAGACGGCGCUCGUACUCGCGCUUGAGCAAUCGGUGUUGAUGCCGAACAUGAUUGAGAAUGCCGUCGAUCUGCUCAAGUAUCUCGGGAAGAGUUCGCUGGUGAAUGGGAGUCAAAUGGCGAAGGGAUUUGCGCGCGUCACCAUUGCGCUCAAGGACAUCGCCAUCGAUGUUCCGAGAGCGCACGAGAUUUUUGGAGAGAUCGUCGAUCGUUCUAAGCGUGCAGGAUUAUUACCCACCGGUCUCAGCGCGUGGGCAUCACUGAAACCAGCGGCGUUCGGUGGUGACAGAUCUCGAGGACACUCGCCUCUGCUUCGAUUGGAUAGCGCCCCGGAUCUCGUCGCGUUGGCAAGGGCGACGAGUAAAUCGCCUGAUGGCUCGCCGAACUCGUCGCGCAGCGCUUCUCCAUCGCCCAUUGUCAAGGGUUUCAACAAUAUGUCGCUUUUGAGAUCGAACUCUCCCGGUUUGACGCGCAUGGGUAGCGCGCAAAAGCAAGUGAAUGCCCGAUGGAGCGGUUUGCGGGCGCAGUCAGCGGUGCAAAAUCUCAAGCAAAGCUCGCGUGCUCAAGGGUUUGACGCCAAAGGAAUGUUGGACAAGUCCAUUCCUAGCAAUCGACUGGCACACAUUUUCCGCGAUCGCAUCGACUACAAGCCAGAGGGCCGUACUAAAAACAAGCUCGGAUUGAAGCGCACAAACUCGGCACCGGGUGGUUUGGACGAGCUCGACACCACGAGAUUUGUCCGACCAGUCGGUUUGGUGCACGAUUACAGGCCAUUUUUAGAGAAAUACCAGUUGUUGAAUCAGAUUGGCUCGGGUGGUUUUGCUGUAGUUCACAAAGCGAGACACGUGGCCACCGAUGAAGUCGUCGCCGUCAAGACGCUUCAUGUGGAAGGAUUGGGUCACGACAGUGACGCCGAGAGCUCUUCCUCGUCUUCGGACGAUGAUUCCGAUGAUGAAGGCGAACUUCAAGCCAUGACACUGUUCGACGUAAAACGUGAGCUCGUGAUGAUGCAACAGCUAUCAAGGCACCCGAACAUCGUGACGAUUCGUGAAUUCUUCACUGAAAACGACGAUCGCGUUGUCCAUGUCGUCAUGGAUCUCUUGGAAGGCGAAGAGCUCGACGAUCUGGUGAACGAGCGUGGAUCACCUUUCCAAGAGGACGAAGUGAAGAUUCUUAUGUCGGCCAUGCUCGAUGCUGUGGCGUUCAUGCACGGUAAAGGCGUUGUCCACAGAGAUUUGAAACUUGAAAACUUUGUGCUGGCCAAAAAGGGAGAUUUGACGUCGCUGAACGUCGUCGAUUUUGGUCUCGCAAAGGCGCUCAACGCGCGCCAGAAAGCGCAGCACGUGUGUGGAACGCUAUCGUAUAUCGCGCCAGAGGCGCUUCUCGCGGGCGUGUACGGACAAGGCGUCGAUGUGUGGGCACUUGGAGUCGCCAUGCACGUGCUUUUGACGCACACUUGGCCGUUCGACGACGACGACGAGGAUGAACUGUACGAACAAAUCGUCGACUGUGAUCUCGAUUUCGAAACCGAGGUGUUUGAAAACGUGAGUGACGACGCGAAAGAUUUGAUCCAAGGGUUGCUCGACCCGAACCCAAAGCGUCGACUCACAGCCGCGCAAGCUCUCGAGCACGCAUGGUUCACUGGACAGGCGACGCACACUUCAAACGCCCUGCACAACAUGCACACUCGUCUGGAUUCGCUCAUAUCCAUCACGCGCCAGCCGGCGGAGAGGCGAUUCAAAGACGGCGACCUUGUCACUCGCCAGGGUGAUACAUCAAAGGAAUUUUUCAUCAUCACCGCCGGAGAGUGCACGCUCACCCGAGACGGCGUCGUCGUCGGCGUUCGUAGAGUUGGAAAUUUCGUCGGUGAGCUACGGAACCUGGAGGCGAGCGAGGCGGAAGAGGCGCUCGUCGCAUGGACAUCCGCGAGGGCGGUCGGUGACGUCCGCGCGCUCGUGUUCCAAGACACCGACGUGGACUGGGCGUACCAGCACGAUUACCGUCUCUCGUACGAGUUUGAGAGUAUGAUAAGGAAGCAAAGACGAGUUCUAGCAAAAGCGGCACGAGAAGAGCGUAAACGCGAGCUUCUCGCUUAA